AUGUCCUCCAUAUUGAACUCACAAGGUUUAGGUUUGGUUCUGGCCGCAGCCACGGCUCUCUCUGCAGCUACCAUAAUUCUCUUUGAUCAUUUCCUGGAAAGGUAUCAAGAUUCAACUACUGAUAAACAAGUUCUUAAGUCUUGUUUAUCUUCAGGUAGCAAGGAAAAGGAGAAGAUGAAGAAGAGGGUUCAAUUUGCUGAUAAUGUAAAAGAUUCGAGUGGGAAUAGUGAAUUGCACAGAAAAGAAGAUGAAAUUCCUGCAAAUCAUGUGAUGUACAGUGGGAUUCUCAAGGAUCGUGUGCAAAGAAUGGAGUCUCGGAAUGCUUUUGGCUGUAGAAUUUGUUAG
This is a messenger RNA of Fraxinus pennsylvanica, 345 nucleotides long. The record is from the annotation of a GenBank genome assembly. Lineage: Eukaryota; Viridiplantae; Streptophyta; Magnoliopsida; Lamiales; Oleaceae.